AUGAGUAUUUUUAGAAAGCGAAUAAUUUUGAUUUCUUUAUUUCUUUCUUUCUUUCUUCCUUCCUUUCUUUCUUUCUUUCUUUUUCUACAGUUGUCUCACGCAUUCUCUUACUUUCUUUUUAUUUUAUUCUUUUCUCGCUAUUUUCUUCUACUUUCUUUUCCCCUCGUUUCUUUCUCUCUUUUAUUUCCUUUCUUUCUUUCUUUCUUUCUUUCUUUCUUUCUUUCUUUCUUAUUGUUUCUUCCUUCUCUCUUCCUUCAUUUUCUUUCAUGCUUUCUUUCUUUUUUCUUUCUUUCUUUCUUUCUUUCUUGCUAUUUCUACCAUUGUCUCCCACAUUCUCUUACUUUCUUUUUAUUUUAUUCUUUCUCUCUAUUUUCUUCUACUUUUUUUUACCGUCGUUUCUUUCUCUCUUUUAUUUUCUUUCUUUCUUUCUCUCUUUCUCUCUUUCUUUCUUUCUUUCUUUCUUUCUUUCUUUCUUCCUUUCUUUCUUUUCUCUCCUUUGUCUCCUUAUUUCCGUUUCUUCUUUUUUUCCGUUUGGUUUGGUUUGUUUUGUUUUACGGCAUAUCAACCUCAAUGGGUUAUUUUAAUGCCGACAUGAUUUUUAUUGCUGGUUAUAUUUUCUAUCUAUCUAUCUAUCUAUCUAUCUAUCUAUCUAUCUAUCUGAUUUAG
Acanthosepion pharaonis is the source of this 666-nucleotide messenger RNA. The record is from the annotation of a GenBank genome assembly. Lineage: Eukaryota; Metazoa; Mollusca; Cephalopoda; Sepiida; Sepiidae.